CUUGAAUGCCCUCCUUUCGAUGGCGAAGCUGUCUAUCACGCAAACAAGGCCUGUCUUGAGGCAUUUACCAAUAGCUUGCGUAUGGAAACGGCUGGAUCGAACAUCCGUGUCUCAGUCCUCAGACCGGGCUGUGUGGUCAGCCAUUUCCAUCUUCAGCGCGUCAAGUAUGAUCAGAACGCAAUGGAUGAAUUUUUCUACGGCUAUGAACCCCUGGUACCGGAAGAUCUUGCAGAAGCAGUAUGGUAUAUGGUCAGCUGCCCUGAGAGGACCACAAUUAAGGCGCUAGAUUGCGUGCCUACCGCGCAGAGAGCGCUUACUCGGUUUGAUCGGGAGUGGAAUGCACGAAAAGACGGAGAAAACAAGGCUUAGAAUAUAACAAUGGUUGAGGUGGUUGAGAAGUAUCCAAAGGGGAAUACCCGGAAUAAAAUCUUUCUAAUUCAAUUGGAUGACUUAGAAUUGUUGUAUGAAAGAUACUUACCAUUUUGUCGACAACAACAUUUCUGGACCAUACUUUCAGUUGUAUGAUAUUGUUCGACGAGAAUGACCGUAUGGUAGUAGAUGCUCAUAUCAAUC
Molecule: messenger RNA, 573 nt
Organism: Aspergillus welwitschiae
Lineage: Eukaryota; Fungi; Ascomycota; Eurotiomycetes; Eurotiales; Aspergillaceae
Exons: 1
Coding region: 82-369 (95 amino acids)
Source: RefSeq, a predicted model, not a curated record